GGCGGCGGGUCGCGAGGCGGUUCCCGGGUCCCCCGUCCGGCCACGCACGCGGCGGGCUCUGUUUAGCUUUGGGGGCCCUCCCUCGUUGCUAGGCAGCGCCCGCGCCCUCUGACCCGCCGUGGCCCCGCCCCUCGCUCCCAUAGCUACCGAGGGAGGCGGCGGCCAUCUUGGCGGCGGCGGGGCGAUGAGCGGCUCGAAGGCGAGGGCGGCGGCGGCGGGGCCGGAGAAGAAGCCGCCGCCGGGGACCGGGGGGGCGCUCAGCCGCCUGCGGGGGCGGCGCGGUUCGGCCGACGCGGCGCCGCGGCCGCCGUGGACCGAGUCCGAGCUGCUGGCGCUGGAGACCGUCCGGCCCGAGCACGUCCUGGGGCUGUGCCGGGUGACGGAGAAUUAUUUAUGCAAACCUGAGGACAACAUUUACAACAUUGACUUCACCAGAUUUAAGAUCCGGGACCUUGAAACUGGAACAGUGCUGUUUGAAAUUGCGAAGCCAUCCGCUUCAGAGCAAGAUGACGAGGAUGAAGAUGACAGCAGUGAACUGGACGCUAGUGCAGGCCGCUUUGUUCGUUACCAGUUCACCCCAGCAUUUCUCCGUCUUCGUACUGUUGGUGCAACAGUGGAAUUCACAGUGGGAGAAAAACCAGUGUCAAACUUUCGAAUGAUUGAGAGACAUUACUUCCGAGAUCGCUUGCUGAAGAACUUUGACUUUGAUUUUGGCUUCUGCAUCCCCAGUAGCAGGAACACAUGUGAACACAUCUAUGAAUUCCCCCAGCUCUCAGAAGACCUUAUUCGUCUGAUGGUUGAAAAUCCAUACGAGACCCGCUCAGACAGCUUUUACUUUGUGGAUAACAAGCUGAUUAUGCACAACAAGGCCGACUAUGCUUACAAUGGAGGACAGUAAUCAUUCUAUGUCCUCUGGAUGCUGUGACGCCGUUAACUGUUCCGCAUGUCCAGGAGUGGACUGGAGUUGCUGUCUCGUGCAACAAGGCUUCUUGCUAAACCUUUUCUCCUUGCAUGAGGCUGGAAACAUGAAGCGAAGACGACAGCUCCUGAAAGUAAAGGAAAUCUCCCUGCAACACUUCUCUAUCCAAUACUCAACAUAUCCUGCCUCUCAUUCUCUAUUUCUGGUUACCUUCUGGUACCUUGGUUAGGUCAUGGGUCAGAGGCGCUGUUAGAAAAUUACUGCUGUUACAGUCUUUGUAGUUAGAUUGCACUUUUAGUGCUUCUGAUGUUUCACCUUUUGGGUGACUACCCUCUUGCAAGAGGUCAGAUUUUUUGGGUAAGCUAUUUCUUAGCAGGAAAAGUUUCCCCCUUCAAGUAGCCAGUGACGCCUGAAGAGCAGAUCUCUUCUUCAGUUGGAUAGAUCAUCUCUUUAGUGCACAGUGGUUUAGUUCGUAGCAUGGCUGAGAUUGCUUUUUAGGGUGCAUCCCAAUAUUCUCCAGUGGGAAAGAUAAAAUAAGAGACUAAUUCAGCUUCUAAGCAGUGCAGGAAUCUUCCUUCUGCCUCCAGGGGCCAGAGCUGCCCCUCAGAACAGUUUAAUCUGUGUUUUGCCAGAGAUUUUGCUACAGAUACGAGACAGGGGAAAAAAGGGGCUUUAUACAGGUUGGUUGUGGAGUCAGUUUGACAGCAUUUCUGUUUGAGUUCUUGUGAGCAAAUCGUUGAAUUUUGGAGCUCAGGGGUCAACCUUAGAGCUGAGGUUAAUCUCGGUAUAUUUACCAUUUCUCCUGCUUCCCUUUGUGUAGGAAUUUUGGCUCUUGCUACAGAAUGUAUUGCUUUUUAGAUUGACAGCAUGUUGUCAGUCUAGCUGGGGUGGAGGGGAGGUGUCAGUUUAGUGGGGCUUAGAGGGAAAGGGGAGAAUAUGGAAAAUCACUUGAAAAAUGUGGAGGAAGCAGAGCUUCCUGUAGGCUUCAAUCUCUGUACUUUUAAACCUGAAUGAUCUGUCAGAGGUGCUGGAAGGAGAAACAGUGGUGUUCUCAGCUCGUUCGCUUUCUUUCAGUUGAGGUAUUAGUAGCUAAAAGCUUCCCAGGUCAAAUCACUCAGUGUUACGGAGUGAGAUUCUUAGAGAGUGACAACUGACAUGGCUCUCUUUUCACUUGAGCUCCCAUGGCUGCUUUGCCUACUUAGCUGCUUAUUUAUGGUUUAGGGAGUUCUUCUGCCAAGUUAGUUACCGCCAGACCAGAGGGUGUAUUUCACAGCCGCAUUUGGGAUCUGGUGACAGGAAGUGGCAUCAUGUGGUGAGGAGACCCAUGUCUUCCCAGCAGCCAUGCUGGGGCCCAGCUCCUGACCAUGUAAAAUCUCAGCUAACAAACCCCUUUUCUACCUAUUUUGCCAGCUUUCAAGACCAGCAUUUUGUCUGUCCUCUCACUGGGCUGGUCGUUUGUGCCUCUUGUAUGUGGGAGAUAGGUUGUGUCUGGAGUAGAGAUGUUUGCUGGUAUUAGUUCCACUUGCUCCUUGAGACAAUUGAAACUGAACUCCUUGGUGGAUACAGUUGGUUACCUGCUGCAUUAAGUAAGAUUCAGUGUAGUUUAUGUUUUAGCAGGAUUAAGUGCAGUGGGUAUCACAGCCUGGAGCUUGUUAAAGCAUAGACAGCAAUAGGAAACCACUGCCUUUACCUCCCAGAUUAAUAAUGUUAACUUUGGCAUAGAAGAUCAGCUGGCAUCAGGGUAAGCAGUGAGAGUAUGUGGGGUGGCAGCCAUGAAAGAAUCUCCAGCUCUUGGGAAGAUACUUAAUUAUGAUUAACCACAACAAAUGACCUGUUCUGGGUGGAGCAUUAAUCAUGAGCAACCACAACAAAUAACUUGGGAAUGUGGAGGGGCCAGGUCUGCAUGGUUGAAAGAUGAAGAACAGUUCUGCUACCAUCAAUACCCUCCAGCAUCUCCAAAGACACUUAGGUAAUCUUGUUUAGUUAUUUCAGAAUUAGUUAAAGCUGCUUGUAAGGUGGAGCUUGAGAUGCCUCUUGCAGUGAUGGUUUUUGGAAGGCCUUGUGGGAGACGUUUGUUUGGAUGGAAGAACAGGUAGUUACUUGUGAUAAGGCAGAAUUGCCUAGAAGUGUGGUUUUCAUCCUGAAGGGUUCUGAAACGCUCAGGAUAGCGUCUGAAAAGCCUGCUAAUUAUUCCCUGGGAAAUUUUAGCAUAUUGAGCUGAAUUUGUGGAUAGUAUAAAUCCAGGUGCCUUUAAAUGUUACUUUUAUCUAAUUUUCUUUAUGAAGCGACCUCUUGCUUUUCUUAUGGGUGUGAUGAUUCCCAUCUGUUUUCUAUGUCACUGCGUAAAGGUUCUUAAAAGGAAGAUGGACUGUUGCCAGAGCGAGCAGCAGAAAUUGCCGUACGGGCAAAUAACCGACUUGUGUGAGCUGUUUGUAGCAGUCAGCGUGCAGCUCCGCACAGUCGGGGUAUUUGUAGGGCUGUGGGUGCCAUCUAGUCGCUGCUUUGCAGAAUGCAACUGACAGCAGGAGAGCACUCCAAAUGUAAAUGAGGCAUUUGACGCUUAUAGGAAAGCGGAUUCCUGUCUUUAGUCAUUACCUCUGCCAGUAGUGAUGAGAAAAAAGCAUUGAAGCAGUUGCUUUCCCAUUGGUGAAUGUAUUGGCUAUUCAGCAAUAAAAAAAAAAAGGAAAGAUGGAGGAAAAUCAGAAGACUUGCAGGCAGCACCAGCACCCCUCAGUUUCUAGCUGAAUUUGCUUGCUUUGCCAAAUUAGAAGGUCUUUGCCCAAAAAGUAUGCUGCAGAAAAAGAAGUCUCUAUGAGAGGGCAACCCAGCACUGAAAAAGUUGAUUGUAAUCCAAAAAGUCAGGGAUUUCCAAACUCCUGCCCCACUUCAGUCGCUUCCCUAAGGUUCCUUUUCUCUUAGAUGCUUUCUAUAAAGUGUCUUUUCUUUGUGGCAGGUAUGAUGUCUUUGGUAAACGUGGUUUAACAGAGCAUCUUCCUUCUGAAUUAUAUGCUCUGAUGCUUUGAUGACGGGUCAAAGCUACUCAUGCCAGCGCACUAGGAAGAAAUUCUCUUUGUCAGGUGGAUGGUCUGUCCUAGCUGAACACAAGGAAGAUGCUUUCAGCGUCGGUUAAAGUUUGAGCAAGGGAAAAGGUAUCUACAGACAGCUUCUCUCAGGUCAUGUGCUGAGUUAGAGAAGAGAGUUGGGAUGAUAUGUGUUCUGCUCUAACAAAAAAAGGGACCAAACCCAUAAACUCAUGCUAAGUCUUUCCAGUAUUUGUCCUCUUAGGACCAGGACCUCUCUUUCACAUUUUUUGAGGCGAGUGCUUUGGAUCCAUGCAAGCAAGCUUCCUGGACAGCUGUUGUCAUGAUUGACUGCGGAAUACAUAUUGCACCGUGUGGAGGAAGGUCAUCUCUUGUCAUAUGGACCGGGUACUGCUGUCCUUGUCCUCUGUUUUUGGUAGGAAGCGUCCUCCUUCGUGUGUUUUCCUUAGGAUUUCCAAUGUCUCUUGCUGCAGAGAAGCAGCAGCCUCCUCUUUGGUGCUUGAGGAUGUUUAUUCUGCUUACCUGAGGGUUCAGGAAGAACAAAACGAAUCUUUAGAAGUCAGAAAUGAAUGAGGAAGGUGGUGGUGAUGAAGCAGUAAGGUCCAAGCAUGGUAACUCUACUUCUCAGCUCUAUGUUUCAUUACAUCCUCUUCAGCUGUUGUUUCCCAGUGUUUGCCUUCUGACCUGCUGUCCUGUCACAUCGAGCUACCAAGCCUCGUGCUACCCCAGAGCGUGGCCUGGUGUCGGGUGUAAUCCUCGGACUGGAACACUGCCAUCUCCCUGUGGCUUUAUGAUGAGGACAAGGCUAAGGGACGGCUGCCUGGCAGAGUCAAACACCGCUUCCUCUGCAGCAAAGGGAAGAACCAACACCAGCAAAUGCCAUCUCCGUCUGCCUGGAUCUCAGUGCUGUUACAGGACAUGGAUUUGUAUCUCUCACAGUGUGGCCUUUGGGCUGCUGGCGCGUCCACCUCCUUCCUCCGUGCUGUCCCCUUUGGGCACUCGGUGGCAGCCGUGCUGGCGGUGCCCCUUCAGUCCCGGGGUGCUGGGGUCACCGGCUCCCUUUCUGGGUCCCAGCACGGUGCCGGCAGCCCCCUGCCCUCCGCGGCGCGGUGCCCGGGUGACGAUGUAUUUGUAUAAACGUUAUUUUGUCACCAGCAAUAGUAAUAAACCUUCCCGUUUUCGCA
This is a messenger RNA of Grus americana (Whooping crane), 5144 nucleotides long. RefSeq names its product unc-119 lipid binding chaperone B (gene UNC119B). Gene Ontology annotation, cellular component: cilium. Bases 185 to 898 code for a protein of 237 amino acids. Gene Ontology annotation, biological process: cilium assembly; lipoprotein transport; nervous system development. Gene Ontology annotation, molecular function: lipid binding. The record is from RefSeq and is a predicted model, not a curated record. NCBI's taxonomy places the organism in Eukaryota, Metazoa, Chordata, Aves, Gruiformes, Gruidae. The transcript is spliced from 5 exons.